Striga hermonthica is the source of this 1023-nucleotide messenger RNA. Lineage: Eukaryota; Viridiplantae; Streptophyta; Magnoliopsida; Lamiales; Orobanchaceae. The record is from the annotation of a GenBank genome assembly.
AUGCUAGAAACAGUCAAGUACCUGAUGGGCACGGCUGGGGCGAGUGGGUUCAGUUCCAAGUCCACGGCGGAGCAAGUGACGGCCGUCUGCCCUGAUCUCCGCCAUAUCACGGCCAUCAUCACAGGUGCGACAUCUGGGAUAGGGGAGGAGACGGCCAGGGUGCUGGCUAUGCGCGGGGCUCGCCUCGUUCUUCCGGCCCGCAACCUCAAAGCGGCCGAGGAGACUCGCUCUCGCAUUUUGUCCGAGUUUCCCCAGUCGGACAUUCUUGUCAUGGGCCUUGACCUCAGCUCACUCAACUCCGUACGCCGAUUUGUCGCCGACUUUCACUCUCUUAAUCUUCCUCUCAAUCUUCUAGUAAAUAAUGCGGGGAAGUUCUCGUACGAUCAUGCUAUUUCGGAGGAUGGAAUUGAGAUGACUUUUGCUACUAAUUACUUGGGUCACUUUCUGUUGACAAAGCUAAUGUUAAAUAAAAUGAUGGAGACGGCGAAAAGUAGCGGCGUACAAGGAAGAAUAGUGAAUGUAUCCUCCAGUAUUCACAGCUGGUUUUCGGGAGAUGCGCUUCGUUAUUUAGACUUAAUUACCAACGAUAAGAGUGAAUACGAUGGGACACGUGCGUAUGCCCUCUCAAAACUGGCCAACGUUUUGCAUACCAAGGAACUUGCCCGCUUGCUCCAGGAAAUGGGAGCAAAUGUGACUGUCAACUGUGUUCAUCCAGGGAUUGUUAGAACCAAACUCACUAGAGAUCGUGAAGGCCUUAUCACUGAUUUGGUGUUUUUGUUGGCUUCCAAACUCUUGAAGACUAUACCGCAGGCAGCUGCUACUACUUGCUAUGUGGGGACAAACCCAAGACUUGCUAACAUAAGUGGUAAAUACUACUCGGAUUGUAAUGAAGCCUCGACGUCCAAAUUGGGUUCAAGCUCGGCAGAAGCGGCUCGGUUGUGGGCAGCCUCUGAGACAAUGGUCUCCUCAGAUUUUUCAGACAUGGAUAUUGCAUUCACCCGUUCUUCAGUUGAACAUAAUUAG